AUGACAGUGUUGAAGAUCUUUGAACAUGUGAAGAUUGCCCUCAUACCAUUGUGUCUAGAAUUAGCUCUGAUCGUCUCUGGAUGGCCACCUACUGGGAGAUCACAAUACCACAGCCCCCCAGAAGUAGUGAUACCCUUGAGAGUCACAGGCACGUACAGAAAUAUGGGUGAUCCAGGGUGGAUCUCUUAUAGCCUACACUUUGGAGGUCAAAGACAUAUUAUCCACGUGAAGGCCAAGAAGAAAUUGGUAUCCAGAUCUUUCACUGUGUUCACCUACACUGAUCAGGGUGCUAUUCUGGAAGAGCAGCCUUUUGUCCAAAAUGACUGCUACUACCAUGGUUAUGUGGAAGGAGAUCCAAAAUCCAUGGUAACGCUUACUACUUGUCUAGGAAACAUUCAAGGAAUGCUGCAGACAAAUGGAAUCACUUAUGAAAUAAAGCCCAAAGUAGUUUCUGCCACCUUUGAACAUCUAGUGUAUAAGAUGGAUUGGGAGGACACAGAGUAUACACCCAUAGAAUGUAAACUAACAAAAGAUGAAAUAGAAGAACAAUUGAAAUUUCAAGAGCAUAGCAAUUCCACUCUAAUGCAAAGUUCUUAUACAGGAUGGUGGCUCCACCAAUGGUUUCUUGAACUAGCAGUUGUGGUAGAUCAUGGAAGAUUCAUUUUCAGGAACAGUAAUUCAUCAAUUGUGGAGAUGGAUGUAGUCAUGGGAGUAAGUUUAGUAGAUGAUAUUUAUCGCUCAGUUAAUCUUGAUGUGGUUCUAAUUGCAAUCGAAAUUUGGAACACAGGAAACCCCUAUACAGUUACUACCACAUACCACAUGAUGGAAAACUUCUGUAAAUGGAAGCAAUCCAGCUUCAAUAAACGUGUGGUUCAUGAUUCUGCACAUAUUAUUGUGAAGCAAGAUUUUUGUGUUAAUGAUCUUACUGCGUCAUAUCUUUCAGGAGUGUGUAAUAUUAAUUUGAAUUGUGGUUUAGAGUGCAUUAUGGAUGAUAGACUGGCUUCAUUUCGGACAUAUAUGACACAUGAGAUUGGUCAUAUAUUGGGGAUGAUGGAUGAUGAAGGAAAGUAUUGUACUUGUGGGAGGAACAUAUGCAUAAUGAACAAAAAGCUAGCACCCUCAGAUGCAUUCAGCAACUGUAGUUAUGAACAAUUCUUAAAGACUGCCUCUAGAAAGACUUGUUUACGCAAUCUCCCAAAUCCAGAGACUAUUAUUACAAAGAAGCGCUGUGGAAAUGGAGUGAUUGAAGAUGAAGAGGAAUGUGAUUGUGGUUCCUUAAAAUUGUGUGCCCAAGAUAUAUGUUGUUCAGAAAACUGCACUCUGGUGUCUGGGGCAGCAUGUGCUACAGGGCUUUGCUGCCAAAAGUGCAAGUUCAUGCCACGAGGCACAGUGUGUAGAGAACGUGACAAUGAAUGUGAUCUUCCAGAGUGGUGCAAUGGAACCUCUAGUGUAUGCCCAGAAGAUGUGUAUGUGGAGGAUGGGAUCCACUGUCUGGGCAGGAAUAUCUGCUUUCAAAAGCGAUGUCAUAGCCGUGAUGAACAGUGCAGAAAAAUCUUUGGUGAAGGAGCCAAGAAUGCAGAUAAGAAUUGCUAUAUAGCAAUGAACACCAGAGGAGAUCGCUUUGGUCACUGUGGAAUGAAAAAUGCUAAGUAUGUAAGAUGUAAAGAUCAAGAUGCUCUGUGUGGGAGAGUACAAUGUGAGAACGUGACAGAAGUUCCUCUUUUGCACAACCAUUCUACUGUGCAUUCAACGCACAUCAAUGGAUACAGCUGCUGGAGCACUGACUACCAUUUUGGGAUGAGUGUACCUGAUAUUGGUGAGGUGAAAGAUGGUUCAGAAUGUGGUUCAGACUUUAUGUGCUUAGAAAGGAAAUGUGUCAUUAUGCCACCAUGGGAAAAAUCUUGUAUGCCUACGUUCUGCAAUAAGAGAGGUAUAUGCAACAAUAAACAUCACUGCCACUGCAAUGGAGAUUGGGCCCCACCCAACUGCCUGUACAAGGGCUUUGGAGGCAGUAUUGAUAGUGGGCCUGCUCCCAUUAGACUAUCAUACCGUGUGAUUUUCAUUGUAAUGAUUGUUUGGAUUAUUAUUUUUGGUUCAUGUGCCAUCUUUUUACUAGGUCUUCUGUGUUUAGAGAAUAGAAGAUAUGAGCAAAGAAGGAGGGAAAAUGCAGCUUCAUCUUGGAAAAGAAAACAUACUAUUGAGAAGUCACCAAAAGAAGAAGAGGAAAUUACUGGAACAGAACUUAAGGAGCAAAAGCAAACUGAUGAGAACUUAUCUGAGGCGGAAGAGAAAGAGGCCAAAGCUGAGGAAGGAGCUGAAAGUCCAAAUGCUCUACAAUAG
Molecule: messenger RNA, 2340 nt
Organism: Apodemus sylvaticus (European woodmouse)
Lineage: Eukaryota; Metazoa; Chordata; Mammalia; Rodentia; Muridae
Product: disintegrin and metalloproteinase domain-containing protein 21-like
Exons: 1
Coding region: 1-2340 (779 amino acids)
Biological process (GO): proteolysis; male gonad development
Cellular component (GO): sperm head plasma membrane; plasma membrane; external side of plasma membrane
Molecular function (GO): metalloendopeptidase activity
Source: RefSeq, a predicted model, not a curated record